AUGCCGGCGGCAUUCGCUCAUGACAUCGUCCUCCUGUCUUCCUCCUCCUCGCCACCGCAUAUUCCCGAUUCCGACAUCAUUUCCACCCCGCCGCACUUGCGCCACGAACAAACAUCCCCGCUACCGCCGUUCUCCGCACACGCGCAGCCGCACGCUCGGCCGUUUGAAUCGCCGUUAGCCUUGCGCGGUAGCUCGCCGAGUCUGCCCUCGCCGUCGGCAUUGUUUAAGAGACCACCGCCGCCGCAACUGCCGCAGCUGCCGGGCCUGAAGAGCGGGUCGCGCGCUGCCCGCAUACCGGAUGGUGUGGCGUUCGGCUUCGCGAGCGCGGGCGCGUUGGUCAGAGAGCGCGUGUUGAGCCUUGAGGAGGAGAAGGUGGAAGAUGGUGGCCAGGAUACGCGCGAUGGUAGUGGUGAAGGCGCUGGUGGCCCGGCGAAGACGAGAAAGCGCGCAGCGAAGAAGGCGGACCGAGAAGGGAAUGAGGCUGGGACGAAGAAGGCGAGGAGGGGUAAGAAGAAGGAUGAUGUGCCGCCGGUAGUGGAUCGUGUAGAGGGAACUGAGGUCUCCAACGGUCGCGAGGAUACUACUGCGGUGGAAACUGGAGGCGCAGAAAGGCCGAAAGGACGGAAGAGCAAGGCAGUCUUGAACAACUCCGAGUUGAUCAGAGAUGCUUUGGGCCUCGAGUCUGCAGCAGAGGCACCACAGAGCAAACCGCGCGCAGGCGGAGCCGUAGAGAAGCUGAAGAAAAGAAAAGCCAAGAACGACCCAGCUCAAGUGUCGGCUACUCCUCUGGACAGUGGAGCAUCAACCGAAAUUGGUCGUUUCGACUCUUCAUUGGACCAACCUGCACAAGUACAGCCCGUAAGUGCUCAGAAGACGUUGGAGAAGAAGCCAAGAGCGCGAAAGACGAAGAAGCCCAACGACGAUCCGGCCGAGGCUCCAAAAGACGAAACGGUGGCUAAGACAUCAAAACCCUCGAAAAAACAGCCUACAGUGCGCAAACGCACGAAGACUGUUUUAAAGCAUUUUUCGCCAGACAACUUGGUUGAUGCCCAAGCCCCCAAGGCUAAUGAAGCGCCCGCGCCAGUCAAGAACCCGGAUGAACCUCUUGAUCUUCCACCGGCAACGAUACGCAGACGGAGUUGGACCCCUCUCAAAGAUACGAAGUCUUCGCCGAAUGGAAAUGACUCGUUGAAGCCGGUUGACCUAUGUGAGAGCCCAUCCGAGAAGACUCCAGCUGUCGCAGGCACCAAGCCGUCAUUUACAGAGCUAUUAAAUGGCUUUGAGUACAGCGCACAGGCGCCUGGUUCCACUGGAGCCGUGACUUUACGGACGGAGUCUGGUGAGGCCUUCACCAAACGGAGGAAAUUGGAGUUGGUCGAGAAACCAAAUCAACCGGCUGAAGUCACCGUUUCUGAAUCCGUCGAAGAACCACCGAAGAAGCCUGGAAAGGCUCCAAAGAAGAAGCCCAGGACGAUCACUGACUUAGUCACUGCUGCUUACCGCCCACCUGCACCUGCUGAAGUCUCUGAGUCGCACAAAGCUCCUAUUGAUCCUAAGGUAUCCGCGUUUUUCGCACCGCCUGCUGAGCCUACGUCUGGCACCGAACGAGCCGCUGGUCAUGGAGCUGAAAAGCCCAAACGCGCCAGUCGAUCCAAGAGCCCCACGAAGAAGACGGAAAGCAAGGCCAAGAAACCGACCGCGAAAUCUAAGAAAGCUGCCAAGCUAGUAGCCGAAAAGCUACUGUCGCCCGAGUCGGCAUUGCUUCGUGUAAAUCGCCAAGAUGUUCUGUUUGGUACAUCCUCUCAGCUUGCUCGAGAGGAAUCGCCCACUUUCAUCAGAGAUCUCCAGCAAGCGAUCCGAGACUCAGAGACGCUGGGUUCACAGAAGAGCAGCUUGGAAACUCUGCACCUUAAACCAGCAGUAUCUGGAUCCGGUCUGUCGCUGAUGGGUCGGCGAAAGGGACUGUGGGCAGCAGCUUCCAGAGAUCUUGAGGACGGUAUCCUCGAGGAGGAAGAGGCCUCGACCAUCCAGGAUGGCGGAAAGGACAUUUUCGUGGAAGACAACAUGGAAUUUAUGCCUGACGACCGAGAGAAGGCUCUUUCACCAACCCAAGACCAGACUGCGGCUACUUACGUUGAUCCAAACGAGCAACCUACGCAACAGCCACAGAUGACCAGCCCGGCAGACGAAGAUUUGAUUGACGAAGUCAUUGGCCUGCCUGAAGCGCCAUCUGGCCUGCUGGUCGAAGACGAUGCUUUCGAAAGCUUCCCUAGUGCUCAGCCUAAUCAGCCAUCAUCCGACUAUAUUGAUAUCGACGAGUAUGAUCGCCAACUCUCCCAACGGCCAACUUCAUCAACUCUGCCAACAUCCCAUUCCACAUCUCAGCUUUCACCCACUGUUCGUCGAACUGCCUUACAGCCACUUGUGACACGUCCAAACAUCCCUCUUCUCUCGAAAUCCGUGUCGGACGUUUCCAGUAACCGUGGCAAGGCGACAAUGGCGACAAAGGCAGCAGCAAGAACUAAGAAAACCAUUUCCGAAGCAGAAGCGCCCCCCACAAAGCGGCCGAGAGGCAGACCACGCAAGAGCGUUGAACCUGAAGAGCGUACCCAGCAAGGUCUUGGUGAAGACACGCUCGUCACCCAGGUCACCUCGCCGACCAAACGGCCUCGUGGUCGCCCGCCCAAGGCCGCUGUGGAGGAAAAGUCGAGCAGUAGAACGUCAAGUCCAGAGAAGGGAGCUCGCUCAAAACGAACGACGAGCCCAUCAGCUACACCGAAGAAGCGCACGACGAAGACGAAAGCCGCAGAUAAGGAAGAAUGGCCCGACAUAGACGAAAUCGAGGAUUCGCAGGAGGAAAUCAGUCCUUCACCACGACGCCACGUAAAAGCUGGCGCGAUACCCGAGCCCUUGACCUUGACUCCAUCGCAAGAGGAACCCGGCAUGACGGUCAUCCCCGAGGGACCUGCAAUACCCGACCCCAUUUACAAACCUCGUAAGAGUGCUAAGCGUGAACGAGUCCCGCUUUAUUACUUGGAGGACGUCUUUCUUAAGGUAACUUCGGCCGUGAAAGCUUGCCCGCCGUCAGACGAUGCUGUAAAGCCAUCGUGGCACGAGAAGAUGCUCUUAUACGACCCGAUCGUGGCGGAAGAUCUGGCGAAGUGGCUUAAUGAUCAAGGUAUUCAGAUGGUCGUAGACAUUCCUGUUGUGGAGAAAAAGAGGAAGAAGAAAGCAGCAGAAGACGAUGACAACACCCCGGUGAAUGAGAUAACCUUCCACAGGGAGAUGCAGGAGUUGCCGGCUUGGGUUGUGCAGAAAUGGUGCGAGGAGAACAGUGUGUGCUGCAUACCCAAGGAGAGUCUCUGGAAAGGGGGAAGAAGAGCGAGGCGUUAA
Lasiodiplodia theobromae is the source of this 3393-nucleotide messenger RNA. RefSeq names its product Structure-specific endonuclease subunit slx4. Gene Ontology annotation, cellular component: nucleus; Slx1-Slx4 complex. The transcript has 2 exons. Gene Ontology annotation, biological process: DNA repair; DNA replication. Bases 1 to 3393 code for a protein of 1130 amino acids. The record is from RefSeq and is a predicted model, not a curated record. Gene Ontology annotation, molecular function: 5'-flap endonuclease activity; DNA binding. NCBI's taxonomy places the organism in Eukaryota, Fungi, Ascomycota, Dothideomycetes, Botryosphaeriales, Botryosphaeriaceae.